GGUUUUUUUUUCUUUGCGGUAUCCUAGAUGCAACACUGGAAGGUUCCUCUAUGGGUUACCUGAGUCUGCCUUAUAGUCAGGAGCCUGUGGAGUUUCCAGGUGUUGUUCGUCUAUCUGAUGUAAAGGUAUCUCACAAAGCAGUUCUCUCUCGACGGAAACGCAACAUCCUUUUCCCAAGUGGAGUCAAACUUUGUGCACAAGAGACCGCUCCGCAGAUUGUUGCAAACCAUCUGAGCUACUUUCAUCUCAGAGUGUGCCAGGAGACCAUAUGGGAGGCUUUCAAGAUCUUCUGGGACCGCCUGCCAGAGCAAGAAGAGUACCAAAGCUGGAUGAGUCAGUGCCAGGAGGGCACAGUCACGGCACAAGAUAUUGGCACCUACUUUAGCCAAUCAGAGGAGCACCAGGCUCUGGUUAAAAAGAGAAUGUCACGGCCUGUGAGCCCACCAGGUCCUGGCAACAUAUGUGCAGAAGACACAGAGGACGCAGCUGUCACUGUCCCAGAAGUAGAGGAGAAUCCACUGGACAAUGACAUAGCUGUGGAGCCUCCUACCCCGGCUGUGCUGGAGCAGGUGGUGGAGCUCAGUAUCCUCUUGACCGGAGAGAAGUACAGCGACAACCUCAACGAUCCAGCCAGCCUCCAGUACCAAACGCUCAGCAGACAGCUUGCUGAAAAGAUAGAGGCUGCUUUGGAGGGGCUCCCUGGAUUUAAGAGUGUGUCUGUGCUGGAUUUCAGGCUGGAUGGUGUCGUGGUGGACUAUGCUGUCACAGUUGUGGUGGACGGAGCAGGAGUGAGCACUGAACAACUGGACUACCUGACCUUGCAGUCGAACCUGGUGGAAAAUUCAUACCGCGAGGUCAUGGAGCGCUAUACGGUGGUCUACACCAUCAGCGAGGUCAAGAACUUUGUAACCGAAGCCCUGCAUAACGUCGAGCUGGAGAAUGUGUCUGAGGUCCCUGAGUCUGUCAACACUGCAGACGGAGCCAUGAUUGAUGAUGCUGCUGAGCAACCAGAGGUUGUGAUCCUAGAAGAGGACGCUGAAGAUGUCAACAGAGAUGAUGUCCUGUCCGAGCUCUUUGAAACCAGCACAGUGGCGACAGCAGAUAUGGACAUCAUUGUUCUAGAGGAGAGUGCAGUUGUGCCUCCAGCUCCUGUCCUGACCACGACUGCACCUGAAGCUGGCAGCUUUGAAGAGGAGGGUCUGUUGCUGGAGGACACUGUGCAGACUCCUGCUGUAGAAAACCCUCCACCAGAGGAGCUCCCAGCUGAGCUUCCCUCCCCUGAGCUGCCAGAGGGUAUCACACUGCCUGAACCACCAGUGGAGGUCGAGGCCUCUGGUUCAGGCGCAGAUGACUUGGAGGACCUGCUCCGGCCAUAUACACCCACGGCAGCAGCAGCAGCAGAAGAGUCUUUUGAGGAGACUGGUUCAGAAGAUGGGCUGAUAACAGCAGAUGUCACCAUAAAUGCAGAUGUUGUGUCUGAAGCUGUAACAGUAGGAGUUGAUGUUGUGGCAGUGGGAGAAGAACCUACUAUUACAACUGUGGAAGACGAGCAUCCGGAUGAGGCUGUUGUGAAUGAAGCAGAGAUUCCAGAGGAGCUUGAGAUCUCCACAAUUGCAGCUGAGACCACAGAAAAGGAAGGCCUGCCCGCCCUAGUCCCACCUCCUGAGUCUGUAGAUGUAGAGGGUGAAGCAUCAGAGCCGGAGGCGGCAGAAACAGGUCUGCUUCCUCUUGAUGAAGACUCUGUGGAGGUCACAGAGGGAGAGCCAAAUCUCACAGAUGUUCCACUUGAUAAUGAGGAAGUUUACUCCAAACAGCCUGUGGAAUACGAAGACGUUAAUGUGGUGGUGACCUAUCCUGAGGAACCUGUAUUUGAAGAGGCUGGCAUGGAGGAAGCAAAAGAGAGCGAGGGACAAGAGGUGAAGGAAGAGACGUUACCCGAAGCUCCGGCUGUAGAAGAAGAAACCACAGCAGCUCCAGAGAUCUCGACAAAUGAUCUUACAGAGGAUGAAAUCUUACUGGUCAACAAGGAUGAACCAAAACCACCAGUGACAGAUUUUGUGAGCCCUCCCCAACCGACUGCCCUGUCUCCAGAGAGGGAGUCGCCUUUCACUCGUAUCUCUGAUGUAGACCCUGCCAUUGAGGGGCAACCUGACAUCAUCAUCCCUUCACUGGUGGAGAUCCAGACCACUAAUGAAGGCUUGGAUGAUGCCACCAUCGGGGACCAGGGCUUUGACGUGAUCCAUUAUGGUUUUGGUUUGAUAAACCACACAGAGGAGGGCAGCACUGGCUUUCCAUUUGGCGUGGCACACGGCACAGACCAAGCAAGUAUCGCCAUGCCUGUGAACCCUGGACGAGCACUGAUGGUGUUCUUCAGUCUGAGGGUGACCAACAUGAUCUUCUCAGAUGAUCUCUUUAACAAGAGCUCCCCAGAAUACAAAGCUUUGGAGCAACGCUUCCUAGAGCUGCUUGUGCCCUACCUGCAGUCCAACCUGAGUCACUUUGAGAACCUGGAGAUCUUGAACUUCAGGAACGGGAGCAUUGUGGUCAACAGCCGGAUGAAAUUUGGCAAGCCCGUACAACAAGGCGUCACCACCACAGUCUAUCUGAUCUUGGAGGACUUCUGUAAUACAGCUUACCAGACCAUGAACCUGGCCAUCGAUAAGUACUCACUGGACGUUGAGUCGGGUGACCAGGCCGACCCCUGUAAGUUCCAGGCGUGUAACGAGUAUGCGGAGUGUAAGGUGAACAAGUGGUCAGGGGAGGCGGAGUGUGUCUGCAAUGCUGGCUACUUCAGCGUGGACAGCCUGCCCUGUCAGAGUAUCUGUGAGUUGCGAAAUGACUUCUGCCUCAAUGACGGCAAGUGUGACAUCAUCCCCGGCCAGGGAGCCAUCUGCAGGUGUCGCGUCGGGGAGAAUUGGUGGUACAGAGGAGAGCACUGUGAGGAAUACGUAUCCGAGCCGCUGGUGGUCAGCAUAGCGAUUGCCUCCGUAGCUGGAUUCCUAUUGGUGGCCUCCGGAGUCAUCUUUUUCCUCGCCAGGACGUUACGAGAUCAGUAUGACAAGGAUGAGUCGGAGGACCCCAUACGGCGAGCAGAGAGCCUCCCAUCUCUGGAGAGGGCGACAAAGUAUAACCCCAUGUUUGAGAGUGAGGCCACAACAGGCUACAGCCACUACUACCGGCGCUAUCCUGAAGCUCCUGUGUACAGUAGCGCCAGUGCUGAGGCCUCCACUGACUUCAGCAGCGAGGAGAUACGACACAUCUAUGAGAACAGUGAACUGACAAAGGAGGAAAUCCAAGACAGGAUACGCAUUAUCGAGCUCUACGCUAAGGACCGGCAGUUUGCAGAUUUUGUACGGCAGCAUCAAGCUGUCCUGGAUACCUGCAGAGAGAGCUCCUCUGCACAGACAUGAAAAUCUCCUGUGAACAAGAAACAUGUGAAGACUCUCCACUUGCUCACCAUGGCACUCAGAAUCUGGACUUUUUAAGAUGGACUGCAUUCAGACCACUGAUCUUUAUUUUCUAGACCAAUUCACAACAUCAACCUCUCUGUGUCUGCGUAUGUCCCUGCCUGUGUGGGCAGACUGUUCUUCCUCCUUCCUCGGUGCCUUCUCUUGACUGGGUGAGCUGGCUGUGACAUCAAGGGUCGUGUUUGCUGCUCAUCUACUUGGACGUCUCCCUUUGGGGAAAACUGGACCGCAUCCUAUUACUUGAAAUGUUGUCAGACACCUAACAGUAUUGUGUACAGUGGUACUUUUGCUUAGUGAAAUCAUAGUCAUAUCUGUCCAUUCUUAAAGGGAAGAACUCCAAACUGUGAAUAUGUAUAUAGUGUUGCUUAUAGUGUUGUAUAUAGUGUUAGGAUGUUUGAUAGUUAAGAUAUUAUUGUAAAUAGUUCUCUACUAUUUUGUCUCUACAAAGCUCAAAUUUACUCUUUAGGUCUUCUCAGAGAGGCACCGAGAGAGCUGCUCUUUAUUAGUCAAUGGUGCUAUCUUACUUUUAAAUACUCUUUGAAAUGUAGUGGUCUAUGAUGACUAAUUUUUACAAUUUGAAAGCAACUACAAUGGAUCAACUCUGUAUAUACUAUUGUACAUUAAAGGAAUAGUUUAACAUUUUGGGAAAUACGUGUAUUCCCUUUCUGGCAGAGAGUUCGAUUGAACUCAUAUCUGUCAGGUAAAAUAAGAAGCUACAACAAGCAGCCUUUAUCUAAGCGCUAACCUCUUUGUGCUAAGCUACGCUAAACUCCUGCCUGCUGUAGCCCUACAUUAAAUGUACAGGUAUGAAAAGGGCAUCAAUCUUCCACUCUAAAACUCUGCCAGAAAGCAAAUCAGCAGUAUUUCCUAAAACGUUGAUUUCUAAUUCUUUAAGGAGGCCAAAUUUAGUGUCAGUGUACGUACUAUACUGUUCAUCAGUGUAAAAGCAGCUUUUCACAAUCUGAAUGUUUUACCAGCUAUUUUCCUACUGGCAGGUGAUUUUUCUGCCUUUUAACAGCUGUAUGUUUGUAAAUGUAUGGCGUGGUAGACAUGAUAAAGUGAAAACAGUGGUGAUGGGAGAAAGGCAGAGAGCGUGAGCCCUCUAUAGCUCUGGGAUCCAGAAAUAAGUGAAAACACGUUUCAGUGGAAAAACGCUGUGGGGCAAGUGGCCCAGGGAUUUGAUCAAAUGGUCUGCUUUCAGAUGUAAUGCAACUGAAAGAACAGGAGAACCAGGAAAAGCAAGCUGAUAAACAGCAUGUGCUCUAUGGAAAGACAACCUCAAGCUGCAUCUCCUGCUGAAAGAACGUCGAGGUUACCAACAAUUCCUAAAAAAAAGAUCUGCCCUGUGACUACUUGUUUGGACAUGAUCCUGCUCCUCGAUCUGGAACUUCUGACAGACUAAUUCCAGUGUUUUCUUUGGUAUUGUCAUGUUCCUCCUUGGACUCGUGCUUGAUCCUUGUUCUCCCUUGAGUGGACCCUCACAGCUGCAGCCGAUUACAAUCUGUAGGUUUCUGUUUGUUGUCGGACAGUGUGGCGGUCAGUCCUCUCACUAGGUCAGAGUUAGACACGUAGAACAUGUCCUAGCUACUUGUUUACAUUUCACGCUUUUUGCCCUUUGCUCUUAUUUUAGGGGUCUACACAAGCAAAAAACACAGGUGAAGCAGACUCUUGUCACAAUGUCAUGCCUUUUGCAAUCUGCGUAUUCCAAUUUAUUUCUAUUUGCAUGCUUUUUUGUGUCUGCAUUCAGUUUUUGUCAACAUCCUCCAUCUGCCACCUGGACAAACAUCCCAUACAGUGUUCUCUCAUGUAAAUAACAUUGAAGACGUUAACAGUUGUAGGAUGUAAAUCAUGUGUGUCUCAACUCUUUCAAUAUAUGAACAACUUUUUAUACUGAUAACUGUUUCACCACUUUAACAGUGUUAUCAUACCGUGCAGCUGUGUAAAUUACUACCAACAAAU
Messenger RNA from Morone saxatilis (striped sea-bass), 5426 nucleotides. RefSeq names its product interphotoreceptor matrix proteoglycan 2a (gene impg2a). Gene Ontology annotation, molecular function: hyaluronic acid binding; heparin binding. Lineage: Eukaryota; Metazoa; Chordata; Actinopteri; Moronidae. The transcript has 19 exons. Gene Ontology annotation, biological process: visual perception. The record is from RefSeq and is a predicted model, not a curated record. Bases 51 to 3410 code for a protein of 1119 amino acids.